Trachymyrmex septentrionalis is the source of this 2532-nucleotide messenger RNA. It is a transcript of the gene tos, whose product is annotated as exonuclease 1. The transcript is spliced from 8 exons. The record is from RefSeq and is a predicted model, not a curated record. Gene Ontology annotation, biological process: DNA recombination; mismatch repair. NCBI's taxonomy places the organism in Eukaryota, Metazoa, Arthropoda, Insecta, Hymenoptera, Formicidae. Gene Ontology annotation, cellular component: nucleus. Gene Ontology annotation, molecular function: 5'-3' DNA exonuclease activity; DNA binding; 5'-flap endonuclease activity. Bases 58 to 2505 code for a protein of 815 amino acids.
UUGUUAUUUAAUACAAUUUAAUUGUUGAAACUGCGACAGAAAUUAAUUUCUAUAAAUAUGGGUAUCACCGGGUUGCUACCGUUCCUAGAAAAAUCUUCUAGAAAGACGAAUAUCAAAGAGUUUUCUGGUGGGACUGUUGCAAUUGAUUCUUACUGUUGGUUACACAAAGGUGCAUUUUCUUGUGCUGAGAAAUUAAUGAUGGGAGAAACGACAGAUGCGUACGUUGUGUAUUGUAUGAAAUAUAUAAAUAUGCUUUUGAAAUACAAGAUAAAACCCAUCCUGGUGUUUGACGGUCAACGGUUGCCUGCUAAAGAGCAGACAGAAAUCAAGAGACGAAAAGCCAGAGAACUGAAUCGUCGUAAAGCAAUCGAAUUGAUACAAAUGGGUCAAGUUACAGAAGGAACAAAUUUGUUGAGACGAGCUGUAGAUAUUACUCACACGAUAGCAUUAGAAUUAAUUAAACAAUGUCAGAAUGAGAACAUUGAUUGUAUUAUAGCUCCUUAUGAAGCUGAUGCACAAUUGGCAUAUUUAAAUAUUAGUGGUAUAGCUGAUGUUGUUAUCACAGAGGAUAGUGACUUAACGCUAUUUGGAUGUAAAAAAAUAUUUUUUAAAAUGGAUCUUGUUGGAAAUGGGAUUUUGAUCGCACAAGACCAAUUACAUUUGGCAAUGAAUGUAAGAUCUGAACAAUUUGAAAUGGAUAAGUUCCGCCAUAUCUGUAUUUUGUCUGGUUGCGACUAUCUUCCUUCUCUUCCUGGUAUUGGCUUGGGAAAAGCACGAAAGUUUAUUAUGAAAAGUACAGACCAAAAUAUACAUAGGGCAUUGACACGUUUAGGUUCGGUUCUCAACAUGAAGUCGCUAAUCGUGCCACAGGAAUACAGAGACGCAUUUAUAUUAGCUGAAAUAACGUUCAAACAUCAAUUAGUAUUCUGUCCAUUGCAAAGGAAGCAAGUACGAUUGAAUCCACCCCCAGCUAAUAUCACUGAAGAUCAAUUGCAAUAUGCUGGAAAAGAGUUAGAUGAGGACCUUGCUUUACAACUAGCUCUUGGUAAUUGCGAUCCAGCUACUUUAAAAAUGGUUCAUGAUUUUAAUCCAGAUAAAAUCGAACGAAAAAGAAAGCGAGAUACAGGACAAACAAUGAUUCAAACAAGUAUUUGGUCAGGCAAAUAUAAAUUGAAGACAAAAUGUCAAAACUCUUCUCUUUCUGUUUUGAAUUCGUCAUUUAUUAAUGGAAAAGAGCUUGGUAAAGAAAGAAAGUCUCUAAUGAAUGCGUAUGUUUCAUUAAAUUCGCAUAAUAAUUCGAACAUUCAAAGCAAUCCAGAGGAUCGUGAUUUACACAAUACUGCCAUUUUGGAUAUGUAUAAAUCAAGUCGAGAUGCUGAGCUGAUCGACAGUACUAACAAAACGAAAUGUCAAAACUCUUCCCCUCUCUCUGUAUUGAAUUCGUCAUUUCUUAAUGGAAAAGAGAUUGGUAAAGAAAGAAAGUCUCUAAAGAAUGCAUACGUCUCGUUAAAUUCGCAUAAUAGUUCGAACAUUCAAAGCAAUCCAGAGGAUCAUGAUUUACACAAUACUGCUAUUUUGAAUAUGUAUAAAUCAAGCCGAGAUGCUAAGCUAAUCGACAAUACUAACAAAGCAUCAGAAGAUGAUUUAAAUUUAACGAAUAACACAUCACCAGAUUUACUUAAACAAAAAAAUCCAUUUAUUAAACGAGUAUCUGAUCUCACGACUUCACCAAGUAUUUUAUCCAACGGGAAUUAUCGAAAAAGAGGAAGAAAUUUAAUGCGUGUAAAACGAACUCUCAUAGAUGAAAAUACUGUAAUAGAAAGUAAAUAUUUCUCAAAAUCAGAUAAUAAAGAGUGCAGCGUACUUGAGUCAGAGAAUAAAAACAUGGAAACCAGUUGGAUAAGUACAAACUAUAAUACAAUUUUAGAUACGAAUGUACAUGAUAUAACUCGGAAACAACUAGAAGAAAAAUUAUCUAUAACAAACACUGAGCAAAAUGCAAAUUCAAUGGAAAAUAUUAAUGAUCCAUUUUUAUCAAACCAAAACGAUUGUUUGACUAAUAUUUAUAAAAAUGUUUCUAAAAAAUCAAAUCCUGAUAGGAUAGACGAUAUACCAUCAAUGACAGAUACAACUAAUAAAAAUUAUGUAACAAAUAAUUAUUUAGUAUCAUCAAAUUCUAGUAUCGACUUUAUUGAUAUAAACAAUUAUGAAAAUGCGAAUAGUUCGCAAAAUGAUUCACUCGAAUGGAUAAAUACAAAAAAUGUUCAAAGUUUCCCCCACAAAAAAAAUACAUUGAGGAAACAAAACUCAUCAAAUCUGGUACAAGUUAUAACAAAAAAGAAAGGAUUACGCCAAAAUAAACAAUCGCCAACAGUUCCUAGACAACAAAGUUUAUUAGACAUGUUCGGAUUUCAAAAAAGAUACAAGGCUGGCCAGCUGCGCCAUUCUUGUUGUGUGGUACUUCUCAUCAACCACACUACAUCCGUCAAACCUGGUUGGUCAUAGUCGGAUUGUUGUAGUUAGCUGUUGCGA